AUGGCUUCUCCACCGUCUCAAUCGACUACGACCAUGUCGAAUACUAUCCAUACUGAUGAGCUAUCAACAUCAAGCAAUGUACAAGAAGAAACUUAUGAUGUUAUCCAUAAUGGUAAAAGUUUUGAAUGUAAUUCAAGACGAUUGUGUGAUACAGCGCAAAGUAUAAUUAUGUAUGACAAAGAAAUAGGAGCAAAUGCAAGAUUUGUUGUUAACAAAGUAUUAACGAAGCUAAUAUUAAGUGGUGGUGCCACUGAUGAACAACUAUCAAAAGAAUUAGAAAAUCAUGAAAAGAUUGCUGUUGAACAUUAUAUAAAUCGCACAAAAGAGUUGGAACAAAGUUGCGCUACUGCUGAAUUAAAAUAA
Molecule: messenger RNA, 363 nt
Organism: Rotaria sp. Silwood1
Lineage: Eukaryota; Metazoa; Rotifera; Eurotatoria; Philodinida; Philodinidae
Source: the annotation of a GenBank genome assembly